GCCAUAUUUGAUUACAUUAGUUUACAAGAUGGCGGCUGCAUGUUCAAAAUAAGGUGUUGAGUGAGGGAUAUUUCGUCUCACAUUUCAACAACACAAUGCCGUCCAUGAUUGAGGUGGGGAUGCCAGUAGCCCAGCAUGUGGGCAGUCCCACCAAACUAGUGCCUGCAGAAAGCCCUCGUCAAACCAGCACACUAAAAAUGAAUCAUUUUGGAAUUGAAGUUGUUGACAGUAUUGUAUGGCAGGGAUGGGAGCCAGGAAGGGAAUACACCAAGAAUAUUAUUCUCAAAAAUGUUCACAUCAAAACACAGAAAGUCAAAUACAAAAAUCCCAGCAGUCGUUUUUUCACAACUCUGUACCCCAAACCUGUGGUGCUGAGUGCAGGAACAAGCUUCUCUCUGCCUGUUACCUUCAGACCAUUGGAGAAAGUCCUAUAUGAAGAUAAAAUAGAAUUUCAAACAAAAGAUGGAACAUUUGAGGUUCCAAUACGGGCUGUUCUGCCAGAAGUGGAUAUUGUUGUGCCUUCUUUCCUGGAUUUCAGCAUGUGUGCUGCUAAGGAUAUAGUAGAGAGCACUUUCCAAGUCUCCAACACUGGAGAUCUGGAAACGCAUGUUCAGUGGAAAUGUGGUGAUCCUUUCACUAUCGAACCUGUCAGUGCUAUCCUGAAGUCUAAUACCUCCAAAUCCUUCAAGGCUACUUUUAAACCUGGAAAUGCCUGUGUAUACCAAGGGGAAGCAGUUUGUUUGUAUGGACCUGACCUCAGCUUCGGAAAGGUGACAAAGCUAGAAGGAAUUGGCAAAUAUCCUCAUAUCUUGGUGUCCAGUCCAGGCAAACCUGCUACAACACUUACCCAGGAGAACCUUGAGUCAGCUGUCCAGUUUGGUCCAACUCCUGUUGGUUCAACAACACAGAAGUGGGCAGAGCUUCAUAACCUGGCUCCGGUGAGGGCACCUUACAAGGUUGAACAACCAUCCAACUCUAGGAUAGAUACAGUAUUUGACUGCCCCCAGAAAACUGGAAUUGUGCCGCCCAUGGGCUCUGUCAAGAUUCCAUUUACAUACAGCCCUAACACAGUGGAUACAACUAGCAUUGACUAUUUUAAUGUCGUAGCUAUUGGCAACGUCAGCAAGAGUGUCAUCAAAUGUAGCGGAUCUUCUAAAGGUCCCACUGUGCAACUGAGCUCCAAAGUGGUGAACUUUAUGCAGAUUGAUAUUGGUGAGGUGGGCACAAGGACUGUUGAUCUUGUCAACUCUUCUGAUGUAGAGGCAGUCUACCAGUUUAUGAUUGACUGCAAUGAGAGUGUUUUCAAGUUUGAGAAAAUAUCAGGUGUGUUACGCCCGAACACAAAGUCAACAAUCAUCCUCAAGUUUCAUCCCCAACAUCCGAUCAACUACCACCGUCAAGUCACCUGUAUGAUCCAUAACCAGGGACCGCUGUUCCUUGACCUUCUGGGAACCUGUCAUUCUGAAAUGGUAAAGCCAGCUGUCCUUUUGGGCAAACACCUGAGUCACUACAAGCUUCAUGCACGUCGCGGAUUGUCCGUCUAUCCCCCAGAGCAACUAAACGACCUAGCAAAGACCGGGAAAUUGGAACUGGAUGACACUGGAGCUCUGACGAUGCCAGAGGAUUGGCCUGUGAAAAUCAUUAUUCCAGAUGCGGGAGAAUCUGUAGAUAACACUGAAAAUGUAUACCAGGAUAUUCCAGUCAUGGACCAAUACUUCAAUGACGGUUACCAUAGUGAUGUGGUGCAAUUUGUUCCCCACAUAAGUAUGGAUGUCAACAAUAUUGACUUCGGCAAAUGUCAGAACAUUAGACUUGUAGAAGACAAGCUCCUGAAUAUUACAAAUCACACGCAUGGAAAGGUCACAGUCCAGUGGAUUGGCGGGUCAGACAGAACGUUUUAUGUGACUCCGUCGGUGAUGGAUAUUCCACCUCUUAAAACCUGUGCAUUCCAAGUGUCCUUCAAACCUAACGCCCCAAACCAGUUUUACGGAGUGGAACUGGAGUGUUAUACCUACUAUAAGAGUCUGAGGGACUACCGUUUGGUGGAGGAUACCACUCAUUGUCCUCCAUGGUGCUGCACACUCACCUGUGCAGGCCAUACUUUCCAGCCUAAUAAUGAGACUUUCCUACCACGUCUUAGUCUGGACUCGCAACGUCUCAUAUUUCCUGCUGUCAAUACAAAGGAAUCAACGUAUCGUACCCUCCUCUUCACAAACAAUGGUACCACGCCUAUAUUUUACGAUGUAGAAAAAGAUCCAACAUGUGUGUACGCGGUGAAGCCAGCCAAAGCCUUAUUGAAGGGAGAGCAUCAGAUUUUUGUGGUGAAGAUCACUCCCCCCGAAGUUAAAACGUAUAAACAUGCUUUAAACUUCAGACUCAAUGAUAAUGAGAAAUAUAACAAGUCAAUCCAGCUGUGGGGUUCUGCUGAGGCACCUCUGGUUCUCCUCGACACUGAUGGUAAUAUGUUCUUCAAGCAGACAUGCAUUGGCACAUCAUCUUGUAAAUCUUACACCAUAAAGAACCUGUCACGAAUCCCACUGAGAUACGAAUGGCAUUUGAAACAUGCUGACAGUAAGCUUCUGUCUGUAACGCCAGACAGAGGGAUCAUCCAACCAAAUGAAACUCAGUGCCAGACAUGGUCAUUUGUGCCUGAUGCCGGGAAGAAAUUUGUGAUGAAGCCUUCUCUCAUUGUGUGGGGCCAGGGUUUCAGUAGCACCUCCUCCGGUGGAAAGAAGAAACAGUUCUCUGUCCGUGCCGUCGGGGAAGGAACCCUCGGUGAUAUCAAAGCAGAGCAACCUUAUCUGGACUUUGGCGACGUAGUGGUUGGAAGUUCAGCAUCAAAGACUAUUGUCAUUACCAACGACAGCUCAUGUUCCCUACACUACAAACUUUUUAUUGACCAGACUUUGGACGGACCUUAUCCUGAGGAGGUGACUCGGGACGAUAAAAUUGCUCUAAUACUGGAAAAAAUGGAGGGUAUUCUGCCAGCACGGUCCAAACAGACCAUCAUGGCGUCUGUGUGUCCAGUUCGGAGGUCAACCUACCAGUUUGCUAUCUCCUAUCAGCUUAUAACACCUGAGGGAAAAAUUACCCACAAUGCAGCAAAUGAGCCCCAACAUCUAUGUCAUGUGCUGACGACGGGAGUGUUCCCGUUUAUGUGUGUUACCGAUGCUCGUUGCUAUGGUAGCGCCAUCGGCAUCAGUAAAAAGCAACUGUGGAGUCUAUUCUCACUGGACAAUUUGAAUGUAAGUCUGGACUCUGACCCAUCGACAGAGGAACUUCGAUACAGUGUAGCCACGAGACACAGCCAUAGUCGUCGUCCUCCAGUCUACACCAGAGCCAUCCUCGACUUCAACUUCAGCUCCGCACCUCUCAACAGUGACCCUUGUAUUGUGAAUCUGAUGUUCGAGAACUCCGGAACCGUUGCUACAGACUGGGCAUUCCUGUUCCCAGCUGACCUUCAGCUGGAGUUAGAAUACUGGGCGGAGACCGGAGAGUUUGAUGAGGAUGAACUUCAUGAGAUGAAGGUGAUGGAUAACAAGCUAUUUACUAUUGAACCGAAGACUGGCAAGUUGGCUCCUGGGGAGUGUAAGACUGUCACCCUGACAUACAAACACACAAUGGCAGGCACGGACCGACUCCCAGUUCUACUUAAACUGGCCCGUGGAAGAGAGAUCUUGCUUAACUUUGUCGGUGUGACAGUCGAGUCGGAGAGGAGAUACAUCCAUUUCCCGUCCAAUAAACACAUGUUUACUCCAAUCCCUGUUGGAGAGAAGAAUGCUCCAAAACAGACAUACGAUAUGUACAAUGGGGGAGCUGUACCUGUUAAGUUCCAUAUUGAUCUAGCUCCAUUAGAUCUCCUUAAAAAGGAGAAUUAUGACCAGCCAAUCUUUGAGUGUCUGAACCCUGUAGGAGAGAUACAACCGGGGCGGACUUUGGCUAUCGACUGGAGAUUCUCGCCCAUUGAAGCCAAAACUUACAUGGUAGAUGUUCCCAUACAUGUUCAUAAUGGUGACACAGCCAUCGUGACCUUUACCGGGGUCGGGUAUGACCGCCGUGUCAUGGGAGACACCAUGCCAAUCUCUGACCAGCAAGACUUGACCGGAGUACCAAGUAUACAGAGUGUACCUUUACCUGGACAGCUGGCAUACCUGUCCCAGGAGAGGCUUUCAUUUGGCAACAUGCCGCUGUUCAGCAGAGCUAGGCAGCUUGUGUUUGUCAUCAACAAAUCACGUGAUAGAGACUUGUCCUUCGAGUGGCAUGUCACAGCUCAGGCAGAUAGCCAGUACCUAUCUAUUUCCCCUGUACGAGGACAUUUGGAACCAGGAGAGAGCAAGAUGUGUAGAAUUGUCUUUGUGGCCUGUAAAGUUCCAUCGUUUUAUGACCUUGACCUUGUGUGUGAGGUUACGGAUGAGGUGGAGAUGAGACAAUUCAACAAGAAGCUGCAGAAAUGGGAGAAUGAACGAGAGAGACAGAAAUAUGAGUUCACUAUUACAGAGAAUGACUUGGAUGCUGAUAACCGCCUCCCUAACAAUGUGGAGAUCAUGGAGCGCCCAAGCAGUCGUCUCCAAGCCCUGGAAGAUAAAAAAGUGGAUAGUGAAGGAGAGCUCACCAAGUAUAGGACAUUACCUCCAAUUAAUCAAUUGUCUCCUGAUGAAGAAAAGGCCAUAAAGAUCAGUAAAGAUCAAAAGGAGGCUGAACUCUGGGCCAAACCAACCGCACCGAACCCAUUCUUACUCCACUUAGGGCUGACAGCCAGAACCCACGACAUUCGAGAAUUCCAAAUUAACUUCCCUGAGGAAUACAAGAACUUCUAUGUAGAUAGAAUGCUGAGUGAGAAGCUGGCUGGACCAAUCGGGCGGGAACAAGAGAAAAAGCAAGAGCAGGAGUCCCUUCCCCAGAUCAGUUGUACACAGGCAGAGGCAGAGAUGGUGUCGGGAGUCCUUAGUAACGUCCUCAGAGGCCUACUGGAUGACAAUUACUUCCAAGAUUCUGUGAAGAAAGUCACCAAUGAGGCGAUUCCGUACUACAGCCAAAUUGGAGAGCCGCGGAUAUCCACCCAUGAGCCCUCUGAGGCUGAGCCCCAGAGCGGCCGGUCAAGUGCCGCUUCCCAGUCCCGCAUGUCCCUAAUGUCCUCUGUUGAUGUCACCAUAGAACCUAAAACUAUGAGCAACCCACCCACACCAACAAGUGUGCCUCCAGAGUCUUCAAAACAGCCUGCUCCCUCUACUAAAUCGGGAAAGAAACUUCGGAUGGAGUCCAAACAACACACCAAUGAGGAAAUAGAAAAAAUUAGCAAAGAGGAAGAUCUACUCAAACAGAAACAAGCAUUUAAAAAAGCUCCAGAGUUUGGCAAUAUUGCAGAGUCAAUCAUUGAGAAUUCUCUACUGAAUAUCAUGUCUGAGGCACUGAUGGAAGAAUUCAACAUAACAGCACGGCCAAGAUUUAUUGCUCUUCCCAAGCGCACCGCAUCUGCCCAAAGCAAAGCCACAAAAUAAGGCACUCCAAACUCUGUAUCAACGAUAGUAUUUUUGUGGAUUGUUGAAGCAAAAUUUACCAACUUCAAUACAUCAACACUAGUUUGAUUUGUUGAUGUACAUGAAUAUGAACAUCAGUACAAGUAGUCAAGUGUUGAUUCAGUAAGAAAACAUACAUUAAUUAAACGUGUUAAUUGAGUUACUGAUAGCACUCCACGGUUGAGACAUGUUUUUUUUUCUGUAUGGAUGAUGACGGAGAGUACCAAGUACAAUGCUGAAACAAAAACUGUUUCUGAUGUUAUAUGCUAUUCUAGUGUCGUUGCAAUGUCCACAACUCUGUCCAAACUUUCAGAGAAGUAGAACCAUACCAGUAAAUACUGUCGGAAAACUUUCUUUCGUUUAAUAAAAUAUUAGAAGUGUUGUAAAUUAUCAGAAGAUAUGACUUUUGUAUAAGCCUGAUAAUUCAAUGAAAUGUGAUAUUGUGAGGGUGUUUUUAAGCAAAUCAUUGGUCAUGAAUUUCAUUGUUUUGAGUUAUUUCUUAAGAUUAAUGAUUUAUUCAUUUUUGUUGAAGAAAAUUGUGAAGAGAGAAAUGUAAAUAUAUUUGUAUCAUUUACAACUGAAGUAGAUUUCAUAUUUUUUCUAUCUCUAUAAAAUAUUCUCCGUCCAAACUGGAACUGUUGUACAUGUCAUAUCUGUUAUUUAUCUGCAAAUACAUAAUAAAUGUAAAGUGUAUUUAUUUGUUAAUGAACUAGAUUGUUGACUGACUUUAAAAUGGAGGAGACUCCUAUUGGCUUUAAAUCUAUAAUAAACAUGUUUGAUGAUUUGUGUAAGGAAAUGUGUUACACUGUAAAAAUAACUAAAAACCGAAAAUUACGUGCACAAAAUCUUUUUUUUUUCUCUAAAUACAAAAUUGAUUAUGGUUAUAAAAUGGAUUUUCAUAUCAAACUGACUAACAAGAAGAUGGUUAGUUAGAUUUAAUAUAAUUUGGAAUUAAUUAUUAUAUCAAAAUAUAUAAUGAUUCAGUGUGAAGGGUUUUAAUGUUUUGAUAUUUCUUUUUAAGAAGACAAUUAAAAGGCUUUGAAAAUAGAUACCAAAAAUUAUUGUUUGCAGAUUGUCUGUAAAUGUAAUUAAAAAAAUGUAUAAUAUAACAGUAAUAUGCUUUCAAAUCUGAGCCUCAGAUAUAUUGGUAUUAAAAUUUACAAUAUGCCAAAACAUGCUGACUUUGUAUAUAAAUUGUCACUGAAAAAAUAGCAGGACUUAAAAAGAAAUAUAACAUUCAUUUUGAGUGAUUAUACAGAUGAUUAUACUUGUUUGUGUAGGAAAGUUAAAUUAUGAAAUCUAGAAACUUUGUACAAUGUAGACCAAAAUCUACACAUUUCUAGGUUUAAAAGAAUUUUGAAAAAAGUUGUCAAUAAUUUGAACAGCUUUUUUCAAACUCGGGUCAUUUAAUCCGAGUUUAGUUGAAUGUAAAUUGAACCUGUGUUAUCUGAACCCUGUCUGUUAUUGGCCGUGCUUGUGUUCGGUAUACACAGGUUCUGCUGUAUUUUGUCAUUCCUGUUGGAAUCCAUAUUCAGCAGUUUUUCCGUCUGUGAUAUCGAUUAUUGUAAUUAUUAUAUUUGUAUCUCUGUAAUAUGCUGGGAGUGCUCAGAGUGUUAAUGUGAUAGAUGUCCAUGGCCAUCUCUCUACUAACAUACAUUCCAAAAGUUCCUAAAUCCUCUUGGACUUAUUCAACAAGAAAUUCAUAUUCUGUGACAAAUCCAGGUGUUUGUCCCGCUCCAGAUCCAUGACUGAAAGUUUACAAGUAAUUUUAUGCACAAUCCGAAACAUGUAUGGAUUAAAAAUUUCCGAUCAUUAUUUUAAGAUAGAUCAAAAUCACACUUUCUCAGUUUAACUUGACACAUUGUUGUAUGAAUCAAUUAUGUAAAUAACUUAAUGGUUUACACAGAACUUUCUAGAUGACUAUUUUUACAUUUGUCUGUUGCUGAAUAUUCCGUCCACAAAGUGUUGAAUUAUAAGAUUAUUUGACUGCAGUAUUUUUGACAAGGUAUGAAACGCUGAUAUUGUGAUGGAACUGACGUAAAUAUGUAUGUAUUUGUAAAAAAUAUGAAGAAAUAAAAGCACUCGAAAACAUAAAAA
Molecule: messenger RNA, 7613 nt
Organism: Pecten maximus
Lineage: Eukaryota; Metazoa; Mollusca; Bivalvia; Pectinida; Pectinidae
Product: cilia- and flagella-associated protein 65-like
Source: RefSeq, a predicted model, not a curated record